Aspergillus sclerotioniger CBS 115572 is the source of this 4392-nucleotide messenger RNA. RefSeq lists its product as uncharacterized. NCBI's taxonomy places the organism in Eukaryota, Fungi, Ascomycota, Eurotiomycetes, Eurotiales, Aspergillaceae. The transcript is spliced from 7 exons. Gene Ontology annotation, biological process: carbohydrate metabolic process. The coding region runs from base 1 to 4392 and encodes 1463 amino acids. The record is from RefSeq and is a predicted model, not a curated record.
AUGAGCUCGCUGGCUGCUCUAGCGCUCUCCCUCCUUGGUCCUCGAGAGCGAACACUCGUCACUCAUCACCCUGCGUUGCCUCCCUCCUACCCUCUGGCAGUCCGAAGCCCGUAUCUUUCGACAUGGAUGCCCAGGGAUCAGGUCCAGACAUUGCCCUUUGCCGAGCCCCAGUUCUGGGCGGGUCAGAGUCUCACCUGGUCGGUGAUGGCACGCGUCAGUAACCAGACGUACAGUUUGAUGGGCGUGAAGGAUCCCGGCGAGGACAUCCGUCCGGCCAUUGUUCGAAACGCCAUGUAUACGGCGACCCAUUCUAUCUUCAUUCUUUCCGCUGGCUCGGUGACUUUUACCCUGGAAUUUUUGUCUCCCAUAUCUCCCUCAAACUAUGUUCGACAGUCUCUCCCCUUCAGCUACUUGACCGUUACUGCAUCGGAGGUUUUCAAUCAGAGGGUUGAAAUAUUUUCCAGCAUUGAUGGAAGAUGGACUGGGCGGCCGCAGAACACGACUAAAGGGUUUGCGAUCGCCGAUUGGACGUACGCUUACUCCUUGGGUGUGGAGGAUAGCAUUCCAUACUCGGAAGCCGAUGAUAUGGCUACUUGGGGCGAGGUCAUCUUCGCCUCUCGCCGAUCUUCCACGCCCAAACCGUCCGUGAUCACCUUUUCAUCGGGCAAGAGUGAAGAAGUGCAUUCUCAAUUUGUGAAGACCGGGAGACUAGCAGAUGAUCAACCACCCUGGGCUCCGGGAGGAAUCGUGGCAUUGGCACACGAUUUAGGUAUAGUCGAGGAAAAACGUUCCGUGACAUUUGCGGUAGGGCACGUCCGCGAAGAGUCCAUCAAUUACCUAAACAAGCCCUAUACCGGUUAUUAUCGAUCCCAAUACCCGGAUGUCCAUCAGGCAGUCAACCACUUCUUAAAGGACUAUGACCAUGCUUCUGAAGAAUGCAAGAUCCUUGAUUCCAAAAUGCGUCUUCAGGCCGAAGACGCAGGGGGUAAGAAAUACGCGGACAUUGUCACUCUGUCGGCUCGUCAGGCCUAUGGAGGGAUUGAGGUAACCAUUCCUAACGAUACACUUAACACCACCGAUGUUUUGGCGUUCAUCAAGGAGCUUUCCAGCGAUGGAAACAUCAACACGGUAGAUGUUAUCAUGCCCGCCUUCCCAAUCUACUACGUUCUAGAUCCAGACUACAUUCGACUCCUGCUAGAGCCGAUGAUGAGGUAUCUGGCUGCUGGACGCUGGCACAAACCAUAUGUGAUCCAUGACAUGGGCAAGCAUUACCCCAAUGCGAUCGGCCAUGACAAUCAGCGGGCCGAGCGAAUGCCCAUUGAGGAAUGUGGCAAUCUGUUGGUGCUCGUUCUGGCCUAUGUACGAGCAACGGGUGACAUCCAAUGGGCCGCCCAGUACACAGACAUUUUGCAAGGCUAUGCAGACUAUCUAGUCAAUAAUGGCGUCAACAUCAUGGAGCAGCUGUCCUCCAACGAUGCGGCUGGCGCUCUUGCCAAUGAGACUAACCUUGCCAUCAAGGCCGCCGUCGGGAUCAAGGCGUUUGGCGAACUGACCGGGCUCGCUGAAUACUCUCGGAUUGGGCAAGCACGGGCGGAUCUUUUUUUCAGCCAGGGCCGCGGGACGGACGAGAAAAAGACACACUUUGUACUCCAAUAUCCCGACAAGCCCGCGUCCUGGAAGAUCCCUUACAAUCUCUACCCAGACGUGCUAUUGGAUCUGCAAACCUUCCCCGAAGCGGCGUACCAAAUGGGGAACACCUUCUUCAAGAAGGUCCGCGCCGAGUAUGGAGUCCCGUUGGAUAGCCGGCAGGACUGGGCCAAGUCGGACUGGAACAUGUGGCUGGCGGGCACCUUGGACCCCAGCACUCGCGACGAGUUUGUAGAUGAUCUAUGGGCCUUCAUGACCAACGGCAAACACAACUGGCCAUUCUCCGAUCGCUACGUUGCCACAUCCGCCAAGGGCAGAAAUCCGGGAAUGCCUGUGCUGUGUCGAGCCCGGCCAACCGUGGGAGGACAUUUCGCUCUGAUGGCACUGCAAGGACCCAAGUCCCUCCAGACUGCGGUAUCCGAGAGAGCGACGAGAAACAAAACAGAAAAUUCCUCGACAACCAGGAGUUUUCUAUCAAGUCGGGGGAGGAGCUCUAACCUUGUCCCUUGCGGCUUGCGGCCGGGAGCUGCCCCUGGGGCUUACAUAAGCGGUACCUUCACUUCGGCUGGAGCAGCACUCAGGCUUGCUUUCGCCGUGUUCCAAACCGCCUCGUCGUGCUUGCUUUCACUCCUCCCCCCACCCCGUCCUCCACACAACUUCGCUCCCCAAGGCUAUCCCCUCCCCAACGGUGCCGUUCCCUCGGGUCCUGUUCCCGGCGCCGCCCCUCUCCUUCCCAACAAUGGUCGAAUCAUUCAGAAUGGCCCCGUCAGAGUGCUGUGCAUUGCGGACGUGCGAGGUAAUCUGAAGUCUUUGAAUGAACUGGCCAGGCAGGCCCGUGCAGACCAUAUCAUUCACACUGGUGACUUUGGUUUUUAUGACGACACCUCCCUCGAGCGCAUUGCCGACAAGACCCUCAAGCACGUGGCUCAGUACUCGCCUCUGCUCCCCGAGAAUGUGAAGCGGACAAUCGCUCAGACUCCUCCCCAGCAGUCCAUCAAGCAACGAUUCACCCCGGAUCAGCUUCCCCUCUCAGAGCUUCCCAUGCUGCUCGACAAGCGCCUCACUCUCGAUGUUCCUGUCUAUACCGUCUGGGGUGCCUGUGAGGAUGUGCGUGUGCUGGAAAAGUUUCGUUCGGGCGAGUACAAGGUUGACAAGCUGCACAUCAUUGACGAAGCCAACUCGCGACUGCUCGACAUUGGUGGCGUUAAGCUCCGUCUCUUGGGUUUGGGAGGAGCUGUGGUCAUGCACAAGCUAUUCGAUAAUGGCGAGGGCAAGACCACGAUUGCUGGUGGACAAGGCACUAUGUGGACAACCUUGCUGCAGAUGGGAGAGUUGAUUGACACAGCAAACCGUGUAUAUGACCCCUCAGAGACUCGGAUCUUCGUCACACAUGCGUCACCCGCCCGUGAGGGUAUGCUGAACCAGCUGUCCGUCACUCUCAAGGCUGAUUUCUCCAUCUCCGCCGGCCUCCACUUCCGUUAUGGUUCGUCCUACAACGAAUUCUCCGUGAACCCCUCGCUGGACCACUACCGAGGCAAGCUCGCUGCUUCAAAGGCGUCCUUCAAUGACGUAUGGGAGACCGUCCGCGGUGAGGUUGAGGCCGCCAUCUCGCAGAACGAGGCUCAGAAGACUCUACUGGACAACGCUCUUGAGGUGGUGACCAAGAUGCCCACUGUCGCUAACGGUGGCAAUCCCUUCGGUGGACCCGCCGCCCCCGGUAACGCAGCUGGCCAGGUCGACGAAAGCGCCUUCAAGAACAUGUGGAACUUCAACUUGGCGGAUGCCGCGUUUGGCUUCCUGGUCCUCGAGAUCGAGGCAGGCCGCAUCGCGACUGAAAUGCGCGCUCAGGGUUUCAACUUCGCCCACCGUACCGGCAAGCCCCAGUCUGUUGCCACAACCCAACCCGCUCCAGUGCCCACUGCCGCCCCCGUCAACAUUCCCUCUCCUCGUGUCCCCGGUGCUGCUCCUCAGUUCGGUCAGGCUCAGCCUGUUGCCCCCCGUACGGCUCUCCCACCGCAGCAGCAAUCUUCGGCACAGCAGCCCGCGCAGGCCAAGGCUCCCGCCGCCGCUCCCGCUCGCACUUCCCCCGUUCCCGUGAUUCCUAAGCCUGCGACUCCUCAGCCCGCUAGCGCUCCUGCUGCGCAGCCUGCCGCGGCGUCCCCGGACAGAACCACUACCACCGAGCCGAACGGAACUAUUCAGCCCGAGAAAAUCUCUGAGUCGCCUCUGCCCAAGGUUGAGAAGAAGCAGAGCAACGGACUGUUCGUCUCGAACGUUGAGAAUGAGCAGGCUGUGCGUGAUCUCUUCCAGGAUGAAGACAAGGCGAAGAUCGUGCGGAUCGAGAAAUGGGGCAAAUACAACAACCACGUUGUCCACUUCGCUACUGUUGACGAGGCCAAGGCCGCUCUCGAUCGUCAGCCCGCGGAACACAAGAAGCCCAGCCCAGCUGGCCAGCCCCGUAAGCCCAACGUCAAGUUCUUCGAGGAUCGAGGCGGUCAUCGCGGCAAUGCCGGUACUUGGCAGGGUAGCAACCGCGGAGGCAACACGUCCCAGCGCGGCUACCAGAGCGGAGGCGCCAGUGACAGCGAGACCAACCGGGGGCGUGGAUUCCGUGGCCGUGGUGGUGGUCGCGGCGACCGCGGGUCUCGCGGCGGACGAGGUGGUCGCGGUGGCUUCAGCAAGGGCGCUCCGACUUCCGACUCGGGCCCUGGUGACAAGCCGUCCGCCACUGGAGGCGAUGCUUGA